Geodia barretti is the source of this 2194-nucleotide messenger RNA. The record is from the annotation of a GenBank genome assembly. Lineage: Eukaryota; Metazoa; Porifera; Demospongiae; Tetractinellida; Geodiidae.
AAUUGCGAUCACGUACAGUCGAUCGACCUAGCCAGCUAGCCGGACCUCUCCACUUGCGUCCUACGGUAUCGUGUUUGGGUGUGUGGCUCUGUGUUCUUUUGAAAGCGGUUUGAUCUCAUGGCUGAAGACGAGGUGAAGAGCGGCUACGUGCACAAGUGCGGAAGUUCGGUAAAGAGUUGGAAGAGACGAUGGUUCGUCUUGAAGCGGAACGGCUACCUGUACUACUACACUGACUCGUCGGCCAAGGUGGAGAAAGGGAAGAUAGACGCAGUGGACGCCGCUAGCGUGUCUCCGUACGAUGAAAAGACGAAGGGAGCCGAGCGUCUGCCGCUCAAUUUCUCCCCCGGCAAUACCUUCCUCAUUGUCACAAAGGAGCGAGUGUUCACCUGCGUGUGCGAAACGCUGGACGAGCGCGGGAGCUGGCUGGCUGCACUGGAGAAGAUUCGCGGUGUGGUCACGGCAGACCAGCAGUACCCAGCUCCCACCUACCCAAAGUCUCCUGCCAAGCUCCUCCCAUAACCACGCCCCCUGUUCCACCGCCUUACACACCUCAGGCUCAGGGGCCUCCUAUGCCUACCCCUCAGGGACCCCCCAUGUAUGCCCCCCAGAGGCCUCCGAUAUCUGGUCCCCAAGGGCCCCCCAUGCCUCAGUGGCCGCCGUAUACUGUAGUUCCCCCUCAACCUCAGGCCCCCCAGAGACCACCACCUGCAAGGUAUGUGGGGGCCCAAAAUUACCCCCCAGGGUACUACCAGCCCCCUCCUCCACAACAACCACCUGUUGCACAAUAUCAACAACAGCCCCGCCCCCCGAUGGCGCCGUACCCCCAGCCAGCAUACAGACCAGCUCCCCAGCCUGCGUACGCGGCACCUCCCCCUGCAAGGUACCAAUACCCUCCCAGACCCCCUCCGGGGGGCUACUACCCCCAACAGUAUUACCGCCCCCCAGCCCACUCUGUCGUACAGCGGAAUACUACCACUGUUACCGUGGUUUCGGUCCCACCUCCUCAGCAACGCGUCAUUAUCCGACGCUAGCAAGGAAAACAUUGCUUUGAGCAAAAAAUUUUCUGUUUUGAACACUGCACUUUUUUUUGUUGCUAAUAGCACUUGUCAUCAAUAUUAUAAUCACCCAGUUUCUGUGUCUAUUUGCGGUUUCAUAUAUAUCUGGUCUCUGUAUUAUUGUUACAGACUUUGUCUACACAUCUUUCAUCGUUUAAAACUGUACAAACAUUUUGGACUUAGUUUUCUCAUGUAUGCAAUGAGUUUUUUUCAUCGUGACGAUAAUCUUGCAGCCGGCGAAGUUUCAAGUUGUCCCUGGAGUCUCCAGGUGCAUAUGUCUCUGAACUGGCACUCGAGCAUUUCCACGCCGACUCGAUGUCGACGCCUUGCGCUGGCCGGGAGCCCUCCCAGUACCCCAGUCUGUUCUUCAGCUCGCCCAUCAUCCACUGUUCAUCGUACUCCACGGUGUCCAUCCCGAGUGACUCGCCGCUCCCCUGGUGUUCGUAGUGCACCAUCAGCACUCCCACAAGUGGCAGUCCGAGUCCUGCAAUGUGCUCCAGGAUGCAAUCUACAACUCGACCAAAUGUCAGUCCCUCCAAGAACCCUUUCUGAGAACUGCUUAACCCUCCAAUAAUUCCCGACGGCAAACUGUUUGAUUCUUGUUUUGAGCUAUGGACUCGGAAAAGCCUUUGCUCAAUCCUUCACCAAUUCCUUGCUGAGAAAUGCUCGACCCUUCAGUAAAUCCUUGCUGUGAGCUGGUUAAUCCUCCGGCAACUCCCAGUUCGUCACUAAACAGCCCACUAAGACCGCAGCUGAUGAUGUGAUUCAGAGCCCCCUGCGUGAGACACGACUCCCUCUCCAGAUUCAAGUGCCGGUACAACAGCUCUCCCUUGGUGAGUCCCAAACACAUGCGAUCCAGCAGGUACUUGUACAACAUCAGCUGAAAACGGGUCCCCUUUUUCUGCUCCGUCGGGGGUAGCGAUUUGGCCCGUCUUGUCUUGUUGUCUGUGAGGAUGAGCUCGCCGGCCUCCGGGAAAUACUGCAGUUGGUCAAUGAUCCCUCUCACGAGGACACCGGACUCAAACGGAUCCCCAAACACGGACACUUCUCUCUCCAUGCCCCCAGUUUUGACGACAGAGAGUUGAGUGUAGGUGUUGAUGAGUUGAACUGCAGCCCUGUCCUCUUUGGUCACUGUUUCC